AUGCUGCUUGAGAUUGCAAUUACUUUUUCAGAUAAAGAGAAGAACAAAUAUGCAAUGCCCUCAAAUGAGAUACAUGGUUAUGGGAAGGGUUAUAUAGUUUCUGAGGAGCAGACACUAGACUGGGAGAUAAUAGAGGCAUAUGCAAGUGAAGUUAAACGAGUUGGUGAGGCACUGGUUAGCUCAUUGUUCUGUGAUUAUGAGGACGAAGAAGAAGCAUGUUCUUCUUGA
Molecule: messenger RNA, 228 nt
Organism: Sphenostylis stenocarpa
Lineage: Eukaryota; Viridiplantae; Streptophyta; Magnoliopsida; Fabales; Fabaceae
Source: the annotation of a GenBank genome assembly